Messenger RNA from Colletotrichum acutatum, 945 nucleotides. RefSeq names its product fungal-specific transcription factor domain-containing protein. The record is from RefSeq and is a predicted model, not a curated record. Gene Ontology annotation, cellular component: nucleus. Gene Ontology annotation, molecular function: transcription cis-regulatory region binding; DNA-binding transcription factor activity. Bases 17 to 886 code for a protein of 289 amino acids. Gene Ontology annotation, biological process: positive regulation of transcription by RNA polymerase II. NCBI's taxonomy places the organism in Eukaryota, Fungi, Ascomycota, Sordariomycetes, Glomerellales, Glomerellaceae. The transcript is spliced from 2 exons.
GCUCGCCCAAGAAAUCAUGGCUUCCACUUUGAUGAUGUGUUUUUUUGAGAUCUUACAUGACUGCUCUGAUUCUUGGAAGGUCCAUGCCAGUUUUGGUAAAUCAUUCUUGAGACAUGAGCUGGCAUCAGGCCACACCAUGUUAUCGGGCUCCGAAGAACUCUAUGGCUUCGCGGCCGCCUACUUCGCAUAUCAUGACGCCCUGGCAUCAACUGCUGGAACGAAUGUAGUGAUGCAAGACAACAAUAGCAGCCUUUGUCAUCUCUUAGAUGGUGAAGAAUCUGUGCUUGAAAGCCUUUCGGGUUGUUCAAGGCAUCAAAUAGCUUUGCUAUCUGAAAUUCCUGACCUCACCAGCCAGUCUUCCUGCCAAGAUGGUAUCCUUGAAAGGUCAGCUUCCUGGAAUCAAAAACGAGAUGCCAUUGAGAGAAAGCUACACCUAAUGAAGGACACAUCAGUUCCAUCAUCGAGCGAGUUGUCAUCAAAGUCUGCAAAAGAUGAAGCCCCCUGGCUAGUCCCAGAGCUGAAGAGACUCACAUGCCUAUUAUACUUCCACGCACGAGUUGACGAGUCAAACCCCUCGGAUCCACACAUUAUUAGACUCACAGAAAAAAUCUUGGAACUUCUGCCUCAUGUUUCCCUCCAAACAAACACUGUUCUUUGGCCACUCUUUAUAGUUGCGACACUUGGAGUCCGCUCAGAAUCCGAUAGCGACAGGAAGUUUAUACUAGAGCGACUGCACUUGCUACAGCAAACACGACAACUAGGGAAUGUCAGAAAGGCCAGACAAAUUAUUGAGACUGUUUGGAAAGCGCGCGACAUUGGCUCUUGUGGUGGGAAACAAGGGUGGGUUAUUCUCGAAGGGCGUCAUGAUGCCAUGAGUCUGGCUUGAGUUAAGUUCAAUGUUCAAUUGGGGUACUCUCCUUCAUGAAUUCUUCGUCUAUUUUCCCA